This is a messenger RNA of Labeo rohita (rohu), 1294 nucleotides long. Its product is annotated as apoptosis regulator BAX-like. The transcript has 6 exons. Gene Ontology annotation, biological process: positive regulation of apoptotic process; intrinsic apoptotic signaling pathway in response to DNA damage; extrinsic apoptotic signaling pathway in absence of ligand. Gene Ontology annotation, cellular component: mitochondrial outer membrane. Lineage: Eukaryota; Metazoa; Chordata; Actinopteri; Cypriniformes; Cyprinidae. Bases 217 to 789 code for a protein of 190 amino acids. The record is from RefSeq and is a predicted model, not a curated record. Gene Ontology annotation, molecular function: channel activity; protein homodimerization activity; protein heterodimerization activity.
UGACGCUAGCAGUGAAGAUGCGGAACUGACAACAGUUUUAUUGUAUCUGAUUUGGAGAACAAGGCUAAUUAAACUAUUUAGAUGUUUGCGAAAUGUUUAUACUAUGACGUCGACGUAAAGACACAGGCCACAUAGGUACGGUUUUUACUGUGGUUUGUGAAGUGGUCAUCAAAUCCUAUCGCAGGACCAAGGAGGAAGAAAACCGAAAAAGCGGUCAUGGAAUUAGAUUACCAGUUUUCAGAGAAUCUUGUACUUCGAUCAGUGAAGGACCAGGUACAGAGAGCGGGAACAUGUGUACCGUCACUUCCUGAACCGCAGCCAAUGAGUGCUGAGCGGGAGCAGCUCCUGGACCAGGUGGCUAACGUCAUCAGAGUCAUCGGUGACUCUCUCGAUCAAAAGCCGGAAUUCAAUGACAUGGUUGAUGGGUUUGCACGUGUGGCGGAUAGACAGAGUUUCCAAAUGCUGGUAAACAAAGUGUUUGUUGAUGACAUCACCUGGGGAAAAAUUGUUACUCUGAUCUGUGUUGUUGGGAAAUCCAUUGCAAAGAUUCUUGCUGAUUUUGUCUCAGGCUUUGUGUCUUGGACACUGGAUUACUUCAGGAAUAACCUACUGAGAUGGAUCUGCAAUAGGGGAGGAUGGAUCAACAGCAUCUCUUCCUUGGCUCGUUACUCCUUUGAGCGAGAUUUCGGUACGUCAUCCAGCUUGACUUCUCUUUCCUGUGGAGUCUUCUUCAUCAGUGGAUUACUGCUGGGUGGCCUCAUCGUCUGGAGGCUAAACAGAAGUGCCUGAGGAGGGUCAGUGGAGGACUGAUGAAAUGAGAAAAGGAGGAAUGCUUUACACAUGCAACGGAGUAAGAGAAAAGACUGAUUGACAAUAUCAUGCAGCGUAAGAAAGUGUAAAAUCGCAUAAUGUACAGUGUAUGAUCAGACAGGAAUUGCAGACUGUGAUUUUUUUUUUUUUUUUUUUUAUUGUUCUUGUGAGUGAGGAGGGAUAAAAUUAAUCCGAAACGGGUAGUAUAGCAAUAACUAGCAAGACUUGAAAUGUCAUAGGUGCUAUGCCAAGACAACUGUUCACUGUAAUUUCUAUGCCCACUGUAACUAACCUCUACCUCAUCUUUAUAAUUUUUAUUACAUUUUUUAAAUAAAUAAUCCUGUAAUUAUAGACUAAAUGAAUAUGCGCUAUAAAUAUGAUGUACAAAAAUUGUAUUGUUGCAUUUGAAAUGUAUUUGUUUAAACUUUUCCAAAAAUGUAGAUUAUGAAAGACCAAUGCAAACACCUACAUUAAAUACAGUCCU